CUCAGGUUGAGAAGGUUGUUGUGACAUGUCACAGGAUUCGUUUGAUCAGAAGAAGGCUUGGAUUUUACAGGAUAUCGCACACACUCUUUCAGGAGCCAAGGAUGCAUCGCCAAAGGGCUCCAUAGAUGAGCUGUGCCUUCCAAUAAUGGACACGAUCAAUGCUCAUGACGAUAUGGUCACAACAUCGUCGUGUUCAGGUAGAGUUAGUGUUUUCUUAGAAGGACACAAGCUGAAGGAGGAUCAUGUCAAAGUUGGCGCCAAGGGUGAUGGUGGCCGUUGGCUAUAUGUUACUCACGACAAGGACACAUUGAACGGUUGGUACAGACAGCCGAUAUUCCACUACAAUCAUGUUGAUGCUAGUACCCUUGACGAAAAAGUGAGGUAUGUUUUGUUCAAAUUCGAACCUUUGAUUUUGCACGUCAAAUGCCGUGAUUUUGACACCGCUAGUGCGUUGUAUACCACUGCGAUGAACUGUGGCUUCAGAGAGAGUGGCAUUAACGUACACAACAUUGUCGCGAUAAAGAUCUCGAUGAAGUUAGACAUCCCAAUUGGUUAUCUCGACGAAGCGACCGAUAAAGUCGUGCUGUUUGUUGAUGAGAACUACCUGGAAAUUGUGACACAAGGCUCCCUGACAAGAUUUAGAGAAAACGAGCGUAAACUGUUACAGUUACACGAUGCAAUUACAGCACUGGUCCAGUCCAGCUCCAACAAACAGUCGAAAGACCGUGAAACGUUUGAAGAGAGAAGGGAGAGAAAGAAGAGAGAAGGGCUGGAAAGACAGAAACAGAUACAAGUAGAAAGAGUUGUCGAGGAGAUGAGAGAAGCAAUAGAAGAGGACAUACUGGAGGAUCUAAACCAGUUCUAGAGACACAGUCUAAUCAUCAAACACCAGCUGUGCACCUCUGGUAUUGUGUGGCCACAGCCCUUGACACGCUCCUGAAACAUUACAAUAUAACUUUCAACUUAUUAGAUGCGGUGUUUGUUAACCGGCUAAAU
Williopsis jadinii is the source of this 996-nucleotide messenger RNA. It is a transcript of the gene TYW3, whose product is annotated as tRNA methyltransferase TYW3. The transcript has a single exon. Gene Ontology annotation, molecular function: tRNA methyltransferase activity. Gene Ontology annotation, biological process: tRNA methylation. NCBI's taxonomy places the organism in Eukaryota, Fungi, Ascomycota, Saccharomycetes, Phaffomycetales, Wickerhamomycetaceae. The coding region runs from base 26 to 865 and encodes 279 amino acids. The record is from RefSeq and is a predicted model, not a curated record. Gene Ontology annotation, cellular component: cytoplasm.